AUGAAACUCUCGCUUUCAUCCUUCCUCUUCUUUUCACUGGCUACCCAAGCCUUGGCUAUUUCGUCGGAUAGAGAGGAUUUCGAGACUACGCAAAGAAAGUUGGCAACUGCGUAUGGAACCAACUUUUUUGUGGAAAGCAAGGAUACUGAAUACAAUGCCUACCAAACAGCAUGGAGAUACCUCGGACACAUUGUAAAAUGUGGAUACCCAUCAGAUAGAUACGAUGAGGAUAAUAAUGACAGUAAAAGUCAUGAUAGUCGAGAAGGGUACACCAUGGGAAAUAACUAUUGCCAACGUUUUCUGUUGUGGGCAGCCUAUGUUGAUCCCAACUACCAAGGUGGAGGUAUUGGAGAAUAUAUGGUCUACGAUACCGACAACCAAGGAUACGAUUACAGUGCCUGUCAAACAACUGGAAGUAGUAGAUGCGUGGAAAUGGAUUGUCAUGAUUCCAAUACCGAAACAUGGAAGCUUAUGGGAGUCUACAAGGAAGCUGUAUGGUAUGGAGGGGAUGCCUUCUUCGAACAGCUCUUCAAGCACGAAGCCUACUGCAUCUGGAACGAUGACGACAUUUAUGAAUUCAUGUCCGAUGCACGUGAGCAGUGGACUGCUGGCUGUAUCGAUACUGGUUACACAGAUGAGUGGGGAAAUGCUAUGUACAUUGAUUUAAAGCCUGGUUACAACGGAAAUAUGGCAUAUUCUUUGUACAAGGACGACAUUUGUCAAACAGAAUACAAUGGAAGCCACCUUGAUCUCGAUACAGUUGCCACCAGUAUUGGCCUCCUGUCGCAAAACUACUUGUACAAAUGGAACGCAUACAUGGAACCCUUCAAGGUCUGUCAGCCAUGCAAAGCAUACAAUCUACAGGCCGGUCGUCGCGAACGUGAACUCUACGAAUACGGUAACAAUAAUUACCAAUGGGGCGGCAACUACAACUACAACAACAACAACAACAACAACAACAAUUACAACAACAACAACAACAAUUACAACAACUACUACAACGAUGAUAACAAGGGCCAUUUCCAAUGUGACGACGACGCUGGAUACACCAAUGUCAACCAAUGUAUGAAGCUUCGGUCUCACGCUGAUCUCGAGAUUGCAACGUGGGAGGAUUUGGUGAUUGGAACCGAACAAGGAGGAAUCAUGGAGAUCAAGAUUGGAGAAACUUACUUUGGAACCAAGAAGAUGACAACUAGUCAAGCUCAAUACAUGCAGUCACUCAUGAAGCAAAAGGCCCAAGAAAUUCAAGAUGAAGAAGAUGAAUACAAGCAUAUGCUUGAGUCUUUGCCAUCCUCCACUGUCGCACUUAUCUUUGGAUUCCUUCUCAUGAGUAUGGGAAUGGCAGCCUUGGCUGGAUCCGUCUACUUUGCUUUAAAAAAGAUGGACAAGAUCCGCGGUGGUACCAUGGGCGAACCUCUCAUCCUCAAGAAGUUGGGAAUCAGAACGAAAAAGUUGAAAUCCUACAUCAACUUUAAGAGAAAGGAAAGACAGGAACGAAAGGAAAGUGUUGGAGUCGUCUAA
Molecule: messenger RNA, 1521 nt
Organism: Cylindrotheca closterium
Lineage: Eukaryota; Bacillariophyta; Bacillariophyceae; Bacillariales; Bacillariaceae
Source: the annotation of a GenBank genome assembly